UGAACGCUACACACAACAUUGCGUCAGUAGGUGUCACAACCCACUGACAGAAGCCCAUAAAAAUCCACUCCUCCACCCGCCGCCACCAUCAACACCCCGCAAAAAGUGAAGUGUCAAUUAUCCCCGACCCCCUCUCGCGCGAGCCAACUCAAAAGUGGAGGAACGAUUCCAGCGCCACGAGUUCAACAAACUGUCAUCCGUUAUUUUCGACGGCAAAUCAAUCCCAAUGGAUCAACUCCCUUUCGACGGACUAAAUUCCCAAGUUUUUGCCAUUACCGGGUCAUCCUGAAGGGGCCGGCCGCCACCACCGAAUCCCUGUCAAGUACAACACAUAAUAAAAUUAAAACAAAUCCAAUUAUGAAGAGAAACUUCUCGUGAAGUCCCUGAACCCGAUGAGUUGCUCCAUUUACUCCGGACAAUCCGAUCAUUUCGAUAAAACACCCUCGCGCAUCGAUUUUUGAAACUAGUUUAGGCGGGAAAAUUGAAAUUUUACGGAGUCAACAGCGUGAUUUAUUAUUUAAUCGAAACGAUAGUACAAAAUAAUAAAGUGAAGUAGAAUAGUGAGAGUCGUAUUAUAGAAGAGAAUAAAACGUGAAAUAAAGUAGGAAUAAAAUAAAUGAAAAUGGGAAACGCGAAGAUAAAGCAGCACUACGAGACAGCGAAGAAGACUGGGAUAAUGAAUUUGUCGCAGAGGAAGAUGCUGGAGCUGCCGGCGAACCUGCAGAUGCUGGCGCCUGUGCUGAGGACCCUCGAUCUGUCCCAGAACAUGUUCAAAGUCAUUCCGGAUGAGAUCGGGAUCUACACGCUGCUGAAGCAGUUGAAUCUGAGUCAGAACAAACUGCGGACGCUGCCGGAGGCCCUCGGGGCCCUGGUGAAGCUGGAGAUACUGAACGCGAGCUGCAAUUUGAUUAAUAAACUGCCCGAUUCGCUGGGGAACCUCGCGAACCUCAAGCAAGUGAACUUAUCGCAGAAUCAUAUUACGGAGUUUCCGCUGGUGUUCAGUGGGCUGAAGCACCUGGACAUGCUGGACCUUUCGAAGAACAAGCUGACGGUCGUUCCUGAUGGGGUGGCGGGACUACACGUGACGGAGCUGAAUCUGAAUCAGAAUCAGGUGUCAGUAUUGUCUGAGAAAAUCGCAGAAUGUCCGAGACUGAAGAUCCUGAGACUCGAGGAGAACUGCCUCCAGCUGAACGCGAUACCCCCGAGAAUUCUCAAGGACUCCAAAAUAUCGAACAUCGCACUUGAGGGGAAUCUCUUCGAGAAUAAACAGAUCGCGCAUUUGGAAGGGUACGACCAGUACAUGGAGCGAUUCACCGCUGUCAAGAAGAAAAUGUUCUAGUUUCGUGGGAAUUCAGUGAACUCUAGACCAAUCGAGCUCAGGAGAGCUACAUGUGUUCCCUGAGCCAUUUCUAAUUAAGAUGUGUGUUUUUCCCUAUUUAUGUGGCUAUUUUUGUCAUGCAAAUGCCAUUUGUAAAUGCACUCGUGCGAUUUUCUACGAGUUUAGGGGACAAUUAAAUUUUUGAAAAUGGUGAGUUCGAGUGAACAUUGCGGUUUGAUUAAUUAUGAAUAUUGUGAGUCGAUUGUGAUUAUGAAGAGGCUCGUGGUGACGAGCGUGAGGACGAGAAAUAAAUAAAAUUUCUGGAAAUUAAUGUUUUUUUAAAUGUAAAAUUCCCAUUGCAACACAUUUCGUCAUUUUUGGGGGAGUCGUAAACAGAUAUCAGGCGCAGAUUUAUUAUAAGAAGAGAAUGUCCUAAUUUCGUGGGAAUUCAAAGAAUUCUAGACCAAUCGAGCUCACUGAGCCAUUUCUAAUUAAGAUGUGUUUUUUCCCUAUUUAUGUGGCUAUUUUUGUCAUGCAAAUGCUACGAGUUUAGAGGACAAUUAAAUUUUUUGGAAAUGGUGAUUUCGAGUGAACAUUGCGGUUUGAUUAAUUAUGAAUAUUGUGAGUCGAUUGUGAUUAUGAAGAGGCUCGUGGUGACGAGCGUGAGGACGAGAAAUAAAUAAAAUUUCUGGAAAUUAAUGUUUUUUUAAAUGUAAAAUUCCCAUUGCAACACAUUUCGUCAUUUUUGGGGGAGUCGUAAACAGAUAUCAGGCGCAGAUUUAUUAUAAGAAGAGAAUGUCCUAAUUUCGUGGGAAUUUAAAGAAUUCUAGACCAAUCGAGCUCACUGAGCCAUUUUUAAUUAAGAUGUGUUUUUUCCCUAUUUAUGUGGCUAUUUUUGUCAUGCAAAUGCUACGAGUUUAGAGGACAAUUAAAUUUUUUGGAAAUGGUGAUUUCGAGUGAACAUUGCGGUUUGAUUAAUUAUGAAUAUUGUGAGUCGAUUGUGAUUAUGAAGAGGCUCGUGGUGACGAGCGUGAGGACGAGAAAUAAAUAAAAUUUCUGGAAAUUAAUGUUUUUUUAAAUGUAAAAUUCCCAUUGCAACACAUUUCGUCAUUUUUGGGGGAGUCGUAAACAGAUAUCAGGCGCAGAUUUAUUAUAAGAAGAGAAUGUCCUAAUUUCGUGGGAAUUCAAAGAAUUCUAGACCAAUCGAGCUCACUGAGCCAUUUUUAAUUAAGAUGUGUUUUUUUCCCUAUUUAUGUGGCUAUUUUUGUCAUGCAAAUGCUACGAGUUUAGAGGACAAUUAAAUUUUUUGGAAAUGGUGAUUUCGAAUGAACAUUGCGGUUUGAUUAAUUAUGAAUAUUGUGAGUCGAUUGUGAUUAUGAAGAGGCUCGUGGUGACGAGCGUGAGGACGAGAAAUAAAUAAAAUUUCUGGAAAUUAAUGUUUUUUUAAAUGUAAAAUUCCCAUUGCAACACAUUUCGUCAUUUUUGGGGGAGUCGUAAACAGAUAUCAGGCGCAGAUUUAUUAUAAGAAGAGAAUGUCCUAAUUUCGUGGGAAUUCAAAGAAUUCUAGACCAAUCGAGCUCACUGAGCCAUUUCUAAUUAAGAUGUGUUUUUUCCCUAUUUAUGUGGCUAUUUUUGUCAUGCAAAUGCUGCGAGUUUAGAGGACAAUUAAAUUUUUUGGAAAUGGUGAUUUCGAAUGAACAUAGCGGUUUGAUUAAUUAUGAAUAUUGUGAGUGGAUUGUAAUUAGGAAGAGGCUUGUGGUGACGAGGAAUAAAUAAAAUUUCUGUAAAUUAA
Messenger RNA from Diachasma alloeum, 3110 nucleotides. Its product is annotated as leucine-rich repeat-containing protein 57. The record is from RefSeq and is a predicted model, not a curated record. Lineage: Eukaryota; Metazoa; Arthropoda; Insecta; Hymenoptera; Braconidae. Bases 617 to 1339 code for a protein of 240 amino acids. Gene Ontology annotation, molecular function: protein binding. The transcript has 2 exons.